CUUUUGCGCAUGCAUGUUUUUAGCAGCCUGCUUAUGAUCAGUUAUAUUGAAAUGUGAUGAUCGUUGGCGUAAAAUUGUGAUGUAAAAACCAGUGGAAUUAACCUUGUUAUGAUCGUAAGACGACAAAUAAAUUUGGAGUAGGGCUAGUUGUACCACUCUUAAUUACUUUUAUCAACAUAGUUUGGGGCUUCUUGUUCUAGCUAGAAAACGUGAUCAAUUUGUGGACCAUCCGCAAGAAAGGGCUGAGGACAUGGGGCUGUCAACCGAAGAAGCAUACGAUAUUCUGGGCAUCCCGAGAGGAUCUGAAGAGGAAGAGGUUAGAGCUGCAUAUAAAAAAUUAGCAUUAAAAUGGCACCCUGAUAAACAUAGUAAUUCAGAUUCAGCAACAAAGAAAUUCCAAGAGGUUUCAGCAGCGUAUAAACGCCUGACAUCGGACGAGCCUGAUGAUGGAAGUGAAAUCAUAUUGUCACCAUCAGAGAUGUUUGACCUCUUUGCUAGGAUGUUUUUCCAUGCUAGAUUUAAUGAUUGUUAUGACAGUGAUGAUUUUGAUGAUGGCAGUGAUUAUUCAAAUGAUGAUGACUUCUUCAAUGAAGAGGAUGAUGAUAUAGAAUUUAUUCACUACUUGGCAAACAACUGUGGUCGAGGAAAUUUUAAACAUAAAACAGAGAACUUUAACAUAACAAAGAAUCGGCCCUCUGAAAGUGAAGCAAGAAAAAAUGCCGAGGAGCUUGUCAAGGAGGAGGAAAAACAACGAAAACAGCGAGAAAAGAAAAGGGCAAAGAAAAAGAGACAAAAAGAAAAGAAACGACAAGAAAAAGAAUCUAACGAAAAAGCUAAAAAUACAGAAACAAGUGAAGACAUAAAUGAAGAAAAUAUAACACAAAACAAGGAUAAAGAACCAUAUAUAACAAAUGAAAACCAUUAUAGUGAAAAAUCAAGUUUAGGUGAAAACAAUCCAUCUAAGUCAUUUGAAAAUAAAAACCAAACAAAAUAUGCAGACAAAAAAAGCAAAGAUGAAAACGUAGAACAAAAUCCUCUUCAAAAACAGAUGCAUAAAAAUAAAAAAGAUUCAUCAACAACAAAUAAAAAACAAGACGCACACGGAAAUACAGGGCAGAGUGAUGAAGAGGUACAGGGGUGGGACACACAAAGUGCUUUUUUCGCACGGGCUGCUGCCACGGCAACAAAAAAGAUUACAACGAAUCAACCAAGUUCGGGGAAAAAGAAAGAUAAAAAAUCCAAGGAGCAAGGGGAGAGUAUUGAAGGGAUGGACCCAAUUGUCCUUAGGAGCCGACAAGUUGCUGUGAAAGGGAAUGAGAUGGCUAACCAAGGACUGUAUAAUGAUGCUAUUCAACUUUUUACUGAAGCUAUCAAUCUUGAUUCAAAAGAUUUUAGGUUUUUUGGCAAUAGAUCUUUCUGUUAUGAUCGAAUGGGACAGCAUGAUAAGGCAUUAGAAGAUGCUAAAAAAGCAAUUCAGCUAAAUAAAGAAUGGCCGAAAGGUUAUUUUAGAAAAGGAAGAGCUCUUGCAGGCUUAAAACUUUAUUCCGAUGCUGAAGCAGCAUUUGAACACGUUUUAAAACUUGAUAAAGAAUGCGAUGAUGCAAUCCAAGAACUAAUACGCGUCAGGACUCACCAACUUAUUGAAAUGGGUUUUUCAAGACAGCAAAGUGAAGCUGCCAUCCGACAAUUCACGUCAGUGCAAGCUGCGUUGGAUUCUUUGCUCAGCGGAAUGGUACCCCAAAGUACAGAGUCUGAUGAAGAAAUAUAUAUAUCUGAUGAGGAGGAUUAUAUAAUGCAAACUCUUCAAGAAAAUAAAAUAGAUGCUCGUAAUCCAGAAAACUUAACAUCAUUGUGGAUAGGGAAUGUUCAACCAACUGUAACAGAAAAACAUUUGCAAGAGUUAUUUUCACAAUGGGGUGCAGUGACAAGUAUUCGUAUGCUACCCGAAAAAUAUUGUGCCUUUGUGAACUUCAAGUCAGCACCAUCUGCCAGCAUGGCCCUGGAGAAACUACAAGGCAAAGAUUAUCACGGUCGCCAGUUACUAAUAAAGUUUCCUGACAACCCAAUUGUGUCGGGCCAGCCUAGGACCACUGUCAUACGAAAAAACGUCAAACCAACUGCUGCUACUGCUAGUGCUGCUGCUGCUGCUACUGCUAGUGUUGCUGCUGCUGUUAAACCUGUUCAGAAAGCUGCUCCACAGAAAAUUCCGGAAGCUGCCAUAGCAAAGCCUGUCUCCGGUCCAGACCUUGACAAGUCAAAGGUGAAAGGACCCGUGAAUGGCAAUGAGUGUUAUUUUUGGCGAACAACUGGAUGCGCAUUUGGAAAUAGUUGUCGUUAUACCCACACUCCAGGCACUAAGGGUGUCGAUCGUAAACCCUGGCAAAAACCGACAGCUUAACAGCAACAACACUAGUUAUCAACUUGUUUAAUAAUUUAUAUCCACACAUGAUUUAUAUUAUAAAUAUAUGUAUUCGUUGUUGGCUUUAAAAAAAUAUUGCACUACUGUGAAAUCAUUUUCCCCCCAGUUUUAACAGAUUUAUUAAACAAUAUAAAUAUAGGUCUUCUAAUUAAAGAUACCUUUUUUCUCUUCUAUCAAAUGUCUAUUCUUUAUUAUUCUAAUUAGAGACCAAAGCUGCUAAAGACCAUGGAAACACUGGUCUUAAAAGUGUCUUUAAUUAGAGGGAGACCUGUAAUUAAAAUGUAAUGCGAGUUAUUGGAACAAACCAACGUUUAAUAGAUAAUAAAUCCUAGUAAAAAAUGACACAUCCCACCUUGAUAAAAAUCAAUGCUCCCUAAUUCAUGUUAUGGUCAAGAUAUUUAAAGUGUUCAUGGUUGGAGACUGAAGAUGGAAAACAAAGUAUAUUUUAAAUUUGUUUUAUUUCAAAAAGCUAACAAAAUCUAACAAGGUAUGCAUUUUGUAAUUUGGUUGAAUGUGUAACAAACACAGUACAUUUCAGUUGUGCUGGACCAUGCAAGUUAACAAAUACUGAUCUUUCCUGUUAUAAUCGAUUAAAUAUUUUGGUAUGAAGGAAACCUUACCAAAUGACCAGAUUUCAAGUGUAAUGCUACUUAUUUAUUUACGUAAUAUUCACUAUAUAGUUUGCCUCAAUUAUAGUUUAUAUAAUAAUUCCUCAGGUAUAAGCCCACAUCCCCCCCCCCCAUCUUUAAGCACCAGGGUAUCAUUGUCAUUGACUCUUGUAAAUACUGGUCAUACAGUGUUGAAAACUUUCCUUUUCAUAGGUUAUCCCUACAAAUUAUAGGACAUAUUGUCAAGAGAAGAUUCCCUGGGUAUAAAUGGCGCUUAUACCAGAGGAAUUACAUGUGAAAAGCUAUGGUUUAUGACUGCAUGAUACAAUAACAAUAAUACAAUAUAAAUUGACAUAUUUAAAUUGACAUUUCCAUGUUCAGUAUUAAGUCUGGAUAUAAAAAUGUAGGCCUCAAUGGAAUUAUAAAAUGGAAAUGGCUAUUUAAUCCGCAUUAGACAAUGAAUUUUACUUGUGUUAACAAAAUAAUAAUAAAAACAAGCGAGUUGUA
This is a messenger RNA of Anneissia japonica, 3534 nucleotides long. RefSeq names its product heat shock protein sti1 homolog. The transcript is spliced from 16 exons. The coding region runs from base 251 to 2398 and encodes 715 amino acids. NCBI's taxonomy places the organism in Eukaryota, Metazoa, Echinodermata, Crinoidea, Comatulida, Comatulidae. Gene Ontology annotation, molecular function: metal ion binding; RNA binding; protein binding. The record is from RefSeq and is a predicted model, not a curated record.